UUUUCGUACCCCUCUGAUAAGGUGCGAUAUUAGAAAUGCUAUAACAACUGUUAUGAUCAGCGUCGCGUCUGCCACUUUCAACAUCCGCAUCAGGUGAUUGCGGAAGUAACUUCACUCUGCGGGUUCAGGGUUCCGCCUCUAAACUAACUAGCUAGCUAAAUAAAUGGUUAUCCCUCUACCGAAAACAAACUACUUUCCUUUUUAUAAGACCCAUUUGGAAUAAAGCAGCACGUCACCAUUGCAUUCUGCAGUAGAUAUUUAAGGAAACAUGGCUGGACGUCUACCGGCUUGUGUAGUUGACUGUGGCACAGGGUAAGUAGCAAGUGCUAAUGCUAAUAGCUAGCUAGCUAAUAGAUUAAUUGGCUUUAGCUUUAUACACCCAGACAGGGCAGAAAUGUUGGGCGUGCAAAGUAAACCAUGCAAGAUAGCUAGCCAAUUAGCUAACUAGUCAGCAACAACUUUUAUUUGCUUAAUUUCGUGAAUUCAGCCAGCAAGCUAGCUAGCUAACCAUUUUAGGCAUAAGAAGCUAGCUUGCUAGUAGCUAAUUUCCAUCAGGGAUCCUCACUCCCUCGUUACAUUAGCUGAAUGCAUUGACUUUAAUAUGUUACAGGAGUCUACAUUUCUGUUUCAAUUUAUGGAAGCGUAUAAUUGGCCAAGACCACAGACAGUCAUGACACCCUUUAGAUUAGUGGUUUCCAACCUUGUUCGGUUACUAUACCAUCAACUGAAUUUUGCUCUGCCCGGACUGAGUACCCCCUUAUGUACACUUUACCAGUAGGCCUAUGGUCUCAUGAGUCUUCUCAAGUACCCCCUGUGGAUGGGCCAAGUACCCCCAGGUUGGGAACCACUGCUUUAGAUCAUGCAUCAUGAUCUAUAAUGAUUACACCAUUAUGAUCUAUAUAACCCACUGAACUUUCUCAUGCAAUGCUUUUGUUGUAGGUACACAAAGAUUGGAUAUGCUGGAAACACAGAGCCACAGUUUAUUGUUCCGUCAUGUAAGUAUUUCUGUAAAAUACAGCAGCGUUUCCCAAACUCUGUGCACAUUUUGGUUUUUGACCUAGCACUACACAGCUGAUUCAAAUAAUCAACUAAGCUUUGAUCAUUGGAAUCAGCUGUGUAGUGUUAGGGCAAAAAACAAAACGUGCACCCCUUGGGGUCCCGAGGACUGAGUUUGGGAAACACUGUCAUAGUCUUCUAAUGAUAAUGUACCAUGUUAAUGCAUAUGUAGCCCUUGAUCAUGACUCUCAGUUCCAUUCCAUUACACAUGAGUCAUUGGAUGAAGGCGUCUUCUGUACUGAGGUGAUUUGUUAAGAGCUGCGACGCUCGGUCUGAACAUUAACACGCAUCACUUGCGGUACUGUUUUGGAAUCAUAAGGACCUUAUCUUUCAUAUCAGCGAGAAAUGAUAAUAAUUUAAGAAAGGUUUUAUAGGGUUAGGGUUCCCACAUGGCCAUAUUUCCAUGUUACAGCGCUUGUUUACUGAAAAGAGACAGAAUACAGAGUGGAUUACCUGUGCUAAUUAGCUAUCUGCGUUUCCGAACACCUGUGUGUAAACGGAAGAUGGACGCCACAAAUGUGUUGUCUGAAAAAUACUGUUGGCUGCAACUGUGUUAAAACCGGUUAAAACAGUGUACAGUAAGUGUGUAUUUUGCAUUUGUGAAAUUAUUUUGAUGUGGUAUGAGGAUUUAUAUUUCUAGAACCGUACCGCAAUUGAGAAUCGAUUCACGUUUAGAUGGAGUAUUGGGCAGUUUUGGCUUCCAGAGCCAAUUCGCCCUUUAAACAGAACAUGUAAGGUCCUUGGACUAUGGAGUAAUGUUAGGCUCCUUUAGUCCAAUAUUGGGCUAAUUCAUAUGUAGGCGGACACACCGGACAUAUGGUCAUUAGUCAAAUUAAUCUGCUGAAAGCAUUUUGGUAUCGGUCCUUCCUGUGUUUCUUUCUGAUUGGAGUGCUCAAAGGAAGUAGGCGAGCACGCCUAAUUCACCCAGAAAAUUAGGUCGCCUUCCUCUUGCAUUGAGUCAUCGAGUAGGCCCUAAAUGUCGAUGCUUGCUUGUUAGAGGCACCAUAGACUACUUAUUCAGGGAUUUCCAAAAUGAUAAAUCCAAAACAUUUUUGGCUAUUUUCAAUCAUCUUUGCCUAUUCACUUGUUUACAGUACUUGAAGGCCGUACACACAGCUUGAAAGGAAGCUAGUCUAGCCUAUAUUCAGUGAUUUGGCUCCAUAGCGGAAGUCCCCUUAUGCCCAUGCUGACUAGAAUAACGGACAAGCUUGCCAAGGCCACCUCCCUGUGGGACUUGAAAUAGCCAGUAGAUAGAAGACGUGCAUGUUUAGAGGCCUGGAUGGAUGACAAGUAGGCCUAAAGAUUUAGUGGCUACAAGGAAGUGGUUGAGGGAACAAUGUUCAUUGUCCAACAUUAUAAUAUGUAUGCCAUUUAGCAGACACUUUUAUCCAAAUCGACUUAGUCAUUUUACGUACGUGUGGACCCAGGAUCCCAAAGUGGUCUUGGUAAAUUGCUCAACUUUGUCUAUGAAGUCACAUUAUGCAGACAGUUAAAGGCCCAAUGCAGCUGUGUGUAUGUCAAUAUCAAAUCAUUUAUGGGUAACAAUUAAGUACCUUACUGUAAUAGUGUUCCAUUAAAGUGGUCAAAAAUAAACAAAAAUGGCUUUUAAGCAACAACAAAAAACGAUUUAUCACGCAAUAAUUUUGCUAGGACCCCCUGUCGAUUUACAAGAUAUAAACCUCUAACAUUUUAAUUUGAGGUAUUCCAUUUGUUACAUGUCAAGCUUUUAAAUCGGAUAAAAACAAAUGCACGUGGCAUGCCUCCAUUCUUUUGUAUGAAAUUGCGCAAACUCCAAACAUAUCGCUGCGUGUUGGAAUACCACUUCGCUCUGGAGUCUGCAUCCCUGCUGGCUUGGUCGAAGUGGCUAUCAGAGGGUCUAAUUAGCCCCUACACCCUCGAUAAUUUUCACUCCCUCAGCUUUGAAACACUUGUGCAUGUGGCGGAGGCACUCGUGAAUGUGCAAAUGUAGCAAUAACUUUACAUCCAUAUCUGUUCAAGGAAAAGCUGUGGUGGACUAUAUAGUUACCCUCCACGACUGGCUAGAAACUUGUUUGGAAUUUAAGGUGUUACCCCCUACACAGAUGGUUGAAGAAUGAGGAUGUCACCUGCAGAGAGAUUAACCUAGAGAAGUCCCCAAAGCAAGCUGGUUGUGGGGCUUUGUUCACAAACACAAACAGAGCCCCAGGACAGCAACAGCAACACAAUCGGACUCAACCAAAUCAUGAGAAAACAAAAAGGUAAUUACUUGACACAUUGCAAAGAAUUUACCAAAAAACGGAGCUAUUUGUCCCUAAACAGAGAGUGCACAGUGGCAGAAUACCUGACCACUGUGACUGACCCAAAAUUAAGGGAAGCUUUGACUAUGUACAGACUCAGUGAGCAUAGCCUUGCUAUUGAGAGAGGCCGCCGUAGGCAGACCUGGCUCUCAAGAGAAGACAGGCUAUGUGCACACUGCCCACAAAAUGAGGUGGAAACUGAGCUACAAUUUCUAACCUCGUGCCAAAUUUAUGACCAUAUUAGAGACACAUAUUUUCUUCAAAUUACACAGACCCACAAAGAAUUCGAAAACAAAUCCAAUUUUGAUCAACUCCCAUAUCUAUUGGGUGAAAUACCACAGUGUGCCAUCACAGCAGCAAUAUUUUUGACCUGUUGCCACAAGAAAAGGUCAACCAUUGUAAAUUCAACCCAUAUUUGUUUAUUUAUUUUCCCUUUUGUACUAUUUCCACAUCCUUAUAACACUGUACAUAGCCAUAUUAUGACAUUUGAAAUGUCUCUAUUCCUUUGAAACUUUUGUGAGUGUAAUGUUUACUGUUCAUUUUUAUUUCACUUUUGUUUAUUAUCUACAGUAUUUCACUUGCUUUGGCAAUGUAAACAUAUGUUUCCCAUGCUAAUAAAGCCCUUUGAAUUUAAUUCAUUCGGACUAUUUUGAGGAAGUGAUACUGGCUUUGUUCAUAUGGUGUCUCAUGCGGGACAAACAUUAGUAACGGCCAUAUCGAACCACAACCCCAAGACUGAAAUCUUGUUUUUCUUAAUGAGCAACCGAAAAACACAUGCAGAAUCAGUGCGUUCAGUAUCUCUUAAAAAAUGUGGCUAUUUGUUUACUGAAUUUACAAGACAAAUCGAAGUAAUAGGCCUACCGCUCAUUGAGUUUCCUCUUUUAUGUUUAGCAUAAAUUCACCUAUGUAACGUUGACUAUCAGCACCCUCAAGUGAUGAUGUUUCAACCAACCAUGUGCUAACCAUAUGUAGGCUGGUACUAAGGAUUUAAUUGUGUUGAAUCUUCCUAAACUUCAGGUAUUGCCAUCAAAGAGUCAGCCAAGGUUGGAGACCAAGCCCAGCGCAGGAUGAUGAAGGGGGUGGACGAUCUGGACUUUUACAUUGGUGACGAGGCAAUAGACAAACCAAAUUAUGCAACAAAGGUACAUUGGACUUUCCAGUGAUGGAGGUCUACUUAAAGGGUCAAUCUGCAGUUGCUACAUACAUUUUUGGACUUGUAAAUUAUUGAUAUUCUUGAAGAAUAUAACUUAUAAAUGCCUCAUGAGCUUAGUUCAACUGGCAUAUCCCAUCAGGACUGAAAAUAUAAGCUUGUAAACAAAACAUGGUGAAAACUACUAUGUUGGAUGGUCAGUCCAUGCAACCAUAUGUCUAUCUAUGAAUUUGAGAGUGGUUACAUUUCUUCAGCCCCAUUACUCAGGUUUUUACUGAAACAGUGGCUGAGAUUUCGCUUGGUUAUUGUUUCAACUGUAGAUUGCCCCUUUUUUAAGUUUAAACGUAAAGUCAUGCUGAAUGCCUGUUAGAGCUGAGUAGCCUAAUGGAAAAAUAAAAUGUGGGUGUGGUCCCCUUGUAACAGUGGCCCAUUCGUCAUGGGAUCGUGGAAGACUGGGAUCUCAUGGAGAGGUUCAUGGAACAGGUCAUCUUCAAGUAUCUGCGGGCAGAGCCCGAAGACCACUACUUCCUCUUGGUACGUUCAUAACAUGUACAUUAGUGUGGAAAUUAUGCUACCCAGUAGCAGGGACUUAUGGGAUUUGUAUUUGUCUUCUCCACAGACAGAGCCUCCUUUGAAUACCCCUGAAAACAGAGAGUACACGGCAGAGAUUAUGUUUGAGUCCUUCAAUGUUCCAGGUCUUUAUAUCGCUGUACAGGUAAAUCCUCUCUACGUUCUAUAUUGGUUCUAUAUAAUCUCUUCCCUGCACCUCUUCAUGUUCAAGUGUCAAGUCAAGUCAAACUUGAUUUCGAGUGCAUUAUCACAACUCUCACAGAGGAAAUGAGGGUGUCCAUGAGGUGUCUGCGAAACCUUGGAGUGGAUCUCAGUUCUGGGCCCUUUUCAAAAAGGAGUAGGAGUGCUCAUCUAGGAUCAAAUCCCCCCCUGACUAUAUACCCUACCGGUCAAAAGUUUUAGAAAACCUACUCAUUCAAGGGUUUUUCUUUAUUUUUACUGUUUUCUACAUUGUAGAAUAAUAGUGAAGACAUCAAAACUAUGAAAUAACACACAUGGAAUCAUGUCGUGAACAAAUCAAAAUAUAUUUUAUAUUUGAGGUUCUUCAAAUAGCCACCCUAGCCUUGAUGACAGCUUUGCACGCUCUUGGCAUUAUCUCAACCAGCAUCACCUGGAAUGCUUUUCCAUCAGUCAUGAAGGAGUUCACACAUAUGCGUAACACUUGUUGGCUGCUUUUCCUUCACUCUGCCAUCCGACUCAUCCCAAACCAUCUCAAUUGGGUUGAGGUCGGGGGAUUGUGGAGGCCAGGUCAUCUGAUGCAGCACUCCAUAGGCCUUACACAGCCUGGAGGUGUGUUGGGUCAUUGUCAUGUUGAAAAACAAAUUAUAGUCCCACUAAGCCCAAACCAGAUGGGAUGGCGUAUCGCUGCAGAAUGCUGUGGUAGCCAUGCUGGUUAAGUGUGCCUUGAAUUCUAAAUAAAUCACAGUGUCACCAGCAAAGCACCCCCACACCAUAACACCUCCUCCUCCAUGCUUUAGGGUGGGAACUACACAUUCGGAGAUCAUCCGUUCACCCACACCGCGUCUCACAAAGACACGGCGGUUGGAACCAAAAAUCUCAAAUUUGGACUCCAGACCAAAGGACACAUUUCCACUGGUCGAAUGUCCAUUGCUUGUGUUUCUUGGCCCAAGCAUGUCUCUUCUUCUUAUUGGUGUCCUUUAGUAGUGGUUCCUUUGCAGCAAUUCGACCAUGAAGGCCUGAUUCACACGGUCUCCUCUGAACAGUUGAUGUUGAGAUGUGUCUGUUACUUGAACUCUCUGAAGCGUUUAUUUGGGCUGCAAUUUCUGAGGCUGGUAACUCUAAUGAACUUAUCCUCUGCAGAAGAGGUAACUCUGGGUCUUCCAUUCCUGUGGCGGUCCUCAUGAGAGCCAGUUUCAUCAUAGCGCUUGAUGGUUUUUGCGACUGCACUUGAAGAAACGUUCUUGACAUUUUCGCGUUGACUGACCUUCACUGUCGUUUCUCUUUGCUUAUUUGAGCUCUUCUUGCCAUAAUAUGGACUUGGUCUUUUACCAAACCUUAUCACAACACAACUGAUUGGCUCAAACUUAUUAAGAAGGAAAUAAAUUCCACAAAUUAACUUUUAAGAAGGCACAUCUGUUAAUUGAAAUGAAUUACAGGUGACUACCUCAUGAAUCUGGUUGAGAGAAUGCCAAAGUGUGCAAAGCUGUCGUCAAGGCAAAGGGUGGCUAUUUGAAGAAUCUCAAAUAUAAAAUAUGUUUUGAUUUGUUUAACACUUUUUUGGUUAGUACAUCAUUCCAUUUGUGUUAUUUCAUAGUUUUGAUGUCUUCACUAUUAUUCUACAAUGUAGAAAAUAGUAAAAGUAAAGAAAAACCCUUGAAUGAGUAGGUGUUCUAAAACUUUUGACCGGUAGUGUAUAAUCUUAUUGAUUGUGAUCUAAAGGGCUAAACUGAUCCUAGAUUAGCACUCCUGAUCUGAGAGACUUUGUGAAUACGGGUUGUCAUCAUUAGUGGAAAGUGACAGGGUCUGUGUUUUCCUCCUCAGGCGGUCCUGGCGCUGGCAGCCUCCUGGACCUCCAGACAAUUGGGCGAGAGGACCCUGACUGGGACGGUGAUUGACAGCGGUGAUGGGGUCACCCACGUCAUCCCAGUGGUGGGUACAUGCCUUCGAUCAUCAUUACAUAUUAUCUUUCCUAGAACUGGGUCAUGUUUAGUAGGUAGCGAACGUUUUGAACCAAAGUGAAACGGUGAGGUAUUUCCUGAACUUGUCCAACAUGAACACAUUUUCUUAAUCUGCUGCAAAAGAUUUGAACACGACUCAGAUGUAUUCUACCUAUAUACACUAUUUUUUUGAGCAAAGGGAACACUUAAACAACACAAUGUAACUCCAAGUCAAUCACACUUCUGUGAAAUCAAACUGUCCACUUAGGAAGCAACACUGAUUGACAAUAAAUGUCACAUGCUGUUGUGCAAAUGGUAGACAACAGGUGGAAAUUAUUGGCAAUUAGCAAGACACCCCCAAUAAAGAAGUGGUUCUGCAGGUGGUGACCACAGACCACUUCUCAGUUCCUAUGCUUCCUGGCUGAUGUUUUGGUCACUUUUGAAUGCUGGCGGUGCUUUCACUCUAGUGGUAGCAUGAGACGGAGUCUACAACACACACAAGUGGCUCAGGUAGUGCAGCUCAUCCAGGAUGGCACAUCAAUGCGAGCUGUGGCAAGAAGGUUUGCUGUGUCUGUCAGCGUAGUGUCCAGAGCAUGGAGGCAAUACCAGGAGACAGGCCAGUACAUCAGGAGACGUGGAGGAGGCCGUAGGAGGGCAACAACCCAGCAGCAGGACUGCUACCUCCGCCUUUGUGCAAGGAGGAGCAGAAGGAGCACUGUCAGAGCCCUGCAGCAGGCCACAAAUGUGCAUGUGUCUGCUCAAACGGUCAGAAACAGACUCCAUGAGGGUGGUAUGAGGGCCCGACAUCCACAGGUGGGGGUUGUGCUUACAGCCCAACACCGUGCAGGACGUUUGGCAUUUGCCAGAGAACACCAAGAUUGGCAAAUUCGCCACUGGCGCCCUGUGCUCUUCACAGAUGAAAGCAGGUUCACACUGAGCACGUGAUAGACAUGACAGAGUCUGGAGACGCCGUGGAGAACGUUCUGCUGCCUGCAACAUCCUCCAGCAUGACCGGUUUGGCGGUGGGUCAGUCAUGGUGUGGGGUGGCAUUUCUUUGGGGGGGCCGCACAGCCCUCCAUGUGCUCGCCAGAGGUAGCCUGACUGCCAUUAGGUACCGAGAUGAGAUCCUCAGACCCCUUGUGAGACCAUAUGCUGGUGCUGUUGGCCCUGGGUUCCUCCUAAUGCAAGACAAUGCUAGACCUCAUGUGGCUGGAGUGUGUCAGCAGUUCCUGCAAGAGGAAGGCAUUGAUGCUAUGGACUGGCCCGCCCGUUCCCCAGACCUGAAUCCAAUUGAGCACAUCUGGGACAUCAUGUCUCGCUCCAUCCACCAACGCCACGUUGCACCACAGACUGUCCAGGAGUUGGCGGAUGCUUUAGUCCAGGUCUGGGAGGAGAUCCCUCAGGAGACCAUCCGCCACCUCAUCAGGAGCAUGCCCAGGCGUUGUAGGGAGGUCAUACAGGAACGUGGCCACACACACUACUGAGCCUCAUUUUGACUUGUUUUAAGGACAUUACAUCAAAGUUGGAUCAGCCUGUAGUGUGGUUUUCCACUUUAAUUUUGAGGGUGACUCCAAAUCCAGACCUCCAUGGGUUGAUAAAUUUGAUUUCCAUUGAUCAUUUUUGUGUGAUUUUGUUGUCAGCACAUUCAACUAUGUAAAGAGAAAAGUAUUUAAUAAGAUUAUUUCAUUCAUUCAGAUCUAGGAUGUGUUGUUUAAGUGUUCCCUUUAUUUUUUUGAGCAGUGUACUAUUGCUAACACAUACAUGGUAACAUAUUAAUAGAUUGUGUUAUCGAUGGUGUUGUUUUCUUCCAGGCGGAAGGCUACGUCAUCGGUAGCUGUAUAAAGCACAUCCCCAUCGCUGGUCGAGACAUCACCUACUUCACCCAGCAGCUGCUGAGAGAGCGGGAGGUGGGCAUCCCACCAGAGCAGUCAUUGGAAACAGCCAAAGCCGUCAAGGUACCUGCACACUUAUAACUUAAGGAAUGAUUAAAUGUAUUAUUUGUGAGCAUUUCUCUGGUUCAACAGCAGAGGUCAGUAUUGCUGUACCAAUUGACUAGAGAUGUACAGUCACAGAUCAUGACUCCUUCUUGUAAGCUCUUUGGCAUCUACCCAGUGUCUUGUGUACACUCAAUUAUGACUUACAAUUGAUAAUGAUUCCAUAUUGUGUUCCAGGAAAGGUUCAGCUAUGUCUGCCCUGACCUGGUGAAAGAGUUCAACAAGUACGAUACGGACGGCUCCAAGUGGAUCAAGCAGUACACGGGCAUCAACUCCAUCAGCAAGAAGGAGUUCACCAUCGACGUGGGCUAUGAGCGCUUCCUCGGCCCCGAGAUCUUCUUCCACCCAGAGGUAUGAUCCCAUUGAUUUUUCCAUAUGAAACGUUUCGAUUAUUUAAAAAAUAACUGGUUUCGAUUUUGUUUUAAACAUGAAAUGAAUUGUGCUUUAUGUGGGUUGAAUGCUAUAACAACACAGAAUAAAACAAUGGUAGUGACUGCCCAUUACUGCUUAUUACUUAUUAACCAUCAUUUAUUCACAUUACUUUAAGAAAAUAUUUCAGUUGUGUAUAUUACAUUGGUUUUAUUUGAUGACUUUAUUAUUUCAUUCCAAGUCAUCGUCUCAUCUCUAUAGAGCUGCUGCCUAUGCUGUCUGAAGAGCUACAAAAUAGUGAUUUUGUCUAAGUAAAUAAGGCAUAUUUUUUUGACUGCUGAAUACCAACUAUCAAUCACUUAGAUCAUGUAUGUUCAGUUAGAGAUACCUCUCGAAGCAACAGCUGCUCUCUAUAUCACCUCACGAUCGCGCAUUCUUCUCUCUUCAGUAGUAGGCGUAAAAGAAACACAGACCGGACAAGUAGAUGCGCAAUGGAUUAUGAUCAUUGUAGUUAAUUACCACGUUUAUGCACUAAACUAUGUAGAAUAUUGGCCUGUUGGAAACUACAACUCCCUACUACAUUGCACAGUUCAGGCUGGAUCUGAUUUAUCUCUAAGGAAACUGUGUGAUGUGCUGCAUUGAGCUCACAGAAACCCGAACGAAAUGGAAUUCAAAUAAUUGAACUAACGUUGGUCAAUUAGUAGUUUAAAAACCGAAAAAUAACCGAAAUGUUAGUUUAUCACUCAGCACUAAUUGUAUCAUAAUAACAUUGGUUUUAUAUGUUGUACUUUUCUCCUCCCCCAGUUUGCCAACCCUGACUUCACCCAGCCCAUCUCAGAGGUUGUUGAUGAGGUCAUUCAGAACUGCCCUAUUGACGUCAGACGUCCUCUCUAUAAGGUACGUCUGGGGAGUUCAAGUUCGUUUUAUUUCAUUCACAUGGCAGGCGACAAGAACAUUGUGUUUGACAAUAUGAAAGAAGGUCUCAUGAUUAAUUGAAACAAUAACCCUAUGCCAGAUACUGAGACUGGUCUCCAACCAGAAGUUAUGAGAUUAAGUAUGUGGAUGAAAUGUGUUUUACUUUCCAAAUGAUCUAUUCAGGAGUAUGUCAAGGUUCCAAGUGUAUAUUUACCUUGUCUGUUGCUAUGCAGAACAUUGUGCUCUCUGGAGGCUCCACUAUGUUCAGGGACUUUGGCCGUCGUCUGCAGAGGGACCUGAAGAGGACAGUGGACGGCAGACUGAAACUCAGUGAGGAACUGAGCGGUGGCAAGUUGAAGGUGAGAACAGAUUACAUUUGACCUAGUCAGCUGAUGUACUCUAUAGGAAUGCUACAGGUUUAUGGGUGUUGUCGCUCCAAAAUAAUGUCAUAUUUUGCAUUUCCAGCAUAAUCAUCGGUGUUAUUGGCUCAAUAAUGAGGCGUUUUAUGUUUUUUUGCCAGCCCAAACCCAUCGACGUGCAAGUCAUCACUCACCACAUGCAGAGAUACGCUGUUUGGUUCGGCGGGUCCAUGUUGGCAUCAACUGUGAGUUCUAAAACCGAGAGGGAUCUUUGUCUGUUAACUCAUGUUACUAUCGGAAAUGAAUAUUAUACUGAUUCAAAAGCUCGGGACAGACACUUGAGGAGGCUUUGUUAGCCUAGGUUAGAAUAUAAAAUAGCAAACUUGAAAGGAAAAAUAUACACCAACCAAUAAUAACGGUCAUAUCUACUCUUUCCUCAGCCGGAGUUUUACCAAGUGUGCCACACCAAAAAAGACUAUGAGGAGAUCGGACCGAGCAUCUGCCGCCAUAACCCUGUCUUCGGGGUCAUGUCUUAAAAGGACUUCCCUCAGUUAUCACUGGAGCUUGCAGUUGGAGCAGAAUGGAGUGGACGGACAGAGGCAGAGUGGCAUUACUGCACUACGGUCACUGCUUAAUCUAGCCUAUUUCCAGGGCUGCGGUUACAGACAAAAUACAGGAAGAGAAUGACAUAGAAAUAGAAUGACUAGAUUCUAUUCCUAUGGAGAAUGACUCAUUUAUCAACUGCAGACCAAACUAUCAGGCUGACCAACGGAGGUGAAUAUCUAUGUAAAGGAGAAGGAAAUGGUGUCUUAAAGCCAAAAGCAUUUUCAGAGCAAUUGUGUGGACACAAAACAAUGUGUAAGAUCAUGAUAAUAAAGUCAACUCAUGUAUGGUUAAGUAUGUGCCCGAUGUAUGUUAUUAUUAUGGUAUCCACACAUACAGCAAUGAAGUACAGAGUUGGAUUAUAUUUAGUCAAUAGCUCUUUUUUUCAGAUGCACUUCUCUGUGUGUUCAAGGGUAGAGCUUGUUUAUAUUUCCUAUUAUUUCGUUUUUAUAUAAGAAUAAAAAUUUUGGGGGGGGGG
Messenger RNA from Coregonus sp. 'balchen', 11887 nucleotides. Lineage: Eukaryota; Metazoa; Chordata; Actinopteri; Salmoniformes; Salmonidae. The record is from the annotation of a GenBank genome assembly.